Closterium sp. Yama58-4 is the source of this 633-nucleotide messenger RNA. Lineage: Eukaryota; Viridiplantae; Streptophyta; Zygnematophyceae; Desmidiales; Closteriaceae. The record is from the annotation of a GenBank genome assembly.
AUGUACUUCACUCUCUAUUUCCUCGUGACCCGCCUCCCUGACAGUCUUAGCUCCGUCAGGGACCACUUCCUCGCCCUAGACCCUACCACUCUCACUGUCGCCGACUUCGAGAAGCACCUCCUAGCAGCCGAGAAGAACAUACUCGCUGUAGGUGCCGCUCGUGGCACUCCUCGCACACCCCUCUUUGAGGGUUGCUCCCCCUCCCCUCUUGCCCCCUCCUACGCCUCUGCUGCUGCUGCUGUCGACUUCCUUGGUGCUGAGAAGGUCGCAGCUGCUUCCGCUCCUAGUGGGAAGUGCAGUGGCUCCAGGAGGGGCAAGGGUGGCAGGGGUGGCGGAGGUGGCGGUGGAGGGGGCAGUGGUGGUGGCGGCGGGGGCGGUGGAGGUGGUUGGGGUGGUCGUGGGGGUGGAGGUGGUGGUGGGGGUGGUGGUGGUGCUGGGAGCAGUGGCGGUGGCGGCGGCGGUGGUGGCGGAGGCGGGAGUGGUGGUGGCGGUGGCGGUGGGGGCUUGGGUGGGACCAGUGGUGGCCAGGGGCAGCAGCAGCAGCAGCAGCAGCAGCAGCAGCAGCAGCAGCAGCAGCAGCAGCAGCAGCAGCAGCAGCAGCAGCAGCAGCAGCAGCAGCAGCAGCAGCAGUAG